AACCCAAAUCCGAGACGUGACAGACGCCGUGCACUCGUGAGACGGGUCCCACAAGUGCACAAGGCUCGAAACUUAUUCAAAUCACAAUCUGAUACCACAAAAUCUCAAGAUCAAAUUUUUACAAUCUGCUCUGAUAUCAUAAAAUCUCCAAAUACACUCUAGCUUACAGGAUCAUGACUUAUUUCUAAAUCUAUGUCAAUCUCGAAAUGGCUAGCCUUCUAACGCGUCACUCCCCUUGAUUUCCCCGUCCUCAGUAUCGCUUCCUGAAAUGGUGGACAAGGAAAACUAUGAGAUAACUCAGUAAGUAAAUAUGGAUAGCCCCUGGGUAAAACUUUUAACAUGCCAGAUAAACCAUGUAACCAUAACAGAACUUUCACUGAUAAACCGUUAAUGCGGAAAUCAAAUUCGGUUCAAUAACAAAACGUUUCCUGGCAAAUCGUUAAUGCAGAAGAAAACUUAGUUCAGUCGUCUCAUCUAUAAGUCAUGGCCAGUGUUAUAACAACCCACUGGCAGGCGACAGAAAUUUGCCAAUGUAUUCGCCCAAUGGCAGGCGUCAGAAUAAACCGGUCAUAUCAGUAAACAUGUCGACAUGUGCUAGCGUUACACCCACUAGCGGGGAUCAGGGAUGCUACACACCCACUAGCGGGGAUCAGAAUUCAUGACUAUAUCAGAGACAAAACCAUGUAGGAUUACAGAAAAAAACCCCAAUUUCACAAUCAAUCCCGAAUUUCAAA
Messenger RNA from Rubroshorea leprosula, 734 nucleotides. The record is from the annotation of a GenBank genome assembly. NCBI's taxonomy places the organism in Eukaryota, Viridiplantae, Streptophyta, Magnoliopsida, Malvales, Dipterocarpaceae.